AGUGCUUCUAUCGCUUGCCGUUUCCGCAGCAGCCAUGCGUACGAUUGAGUGCGAGUUCUCCCACUUCGCGGUGCACCCCGGCCACGGCCGCCGCUACGUGCCCUUCGCGUUCCUGUCGACGAAGCCCGUGCUGACCUUCUCGCGCCCCAAGUGCUUCGCCCUGUACAUGCGCAAGAAGAACCCGCGCUUCAUCCCGUGGACGCGCACGUACCGCCGCAUCCACCGCAAGACGACGACGGACCGCGUUGCGCGCCGCCGCGCCGCCCGCGCCGUGAAGGUGCAGCGCGCCAUCGUUGGUGCGGACCUGUCGUACAUCCAGGAGGUGCGCGCCACCCGCAAGGAGGACCGCUCCGCCAAGGCGAAGGCCGUCCGCGCGGAGGUCGCGGAGCGCAAGGCCGCCAAGAAGUAA
Leptomonas pyrrhocoris is the source of this 409-nucleotide messenger RNA. RefSeq names its product putative Ribosomal protein L24. Gene Ontology annotation, cellular component: cytosolic large ribosomal subunit. NCBI's taxonomy places the organism in Eukaryota, Euglenozoa, Kinetoplastea, Trypanosomatida, Trypanosomatidae. The record is from RefSeq and is a predicted model, not a curated record. The transcript has a single exon. Gene Ontology annotation, molecular function: structural constituent of ribosome; mRNA binding. Gene Ontology annotation, biological process: cytoplasmic translation. Bases 35 to 409 code for a protein of 124 amino acids.